UACCUUCGAACUGUCAACCUGUCCGACAGACAACAGUAUAAAGGUGUAGCUUGACACUACUCGACAGGUGUGUACAGUGUAGUUUACAAGGUGGCAAGCCGAGAAUUUCACCAGAAUUUGUGGUUGUAAUUUUUGGAUUACCAUGCGUGCAGAUGAGUUAAUUAAUUGAGAUGUACAUGAGCUACCUGCUCGAUAAAGAAACCGGAAUGUACUCAAAUUCCAUAAGACGCCAGACUCAGAACUUCAUGCAAUAUGGGGAGUUCACCAGUUAUCAUCACGUCACGGGCAUCAGUGACCCGCAUGCCCAGACGACAAGUCUGUGGAACCCCGUUUACGAAGCCCCGCUGGAGCAGUGGUCACUUUAUGGCCACAGUGCGGGCUUCCCCGGUUCGAACCCUGUUAUGGAACAGAUACGUGUUAGUUCACCCGAACUGACUUCCAUCUCGCCUGCCGGUCCCGGAAUUCUCCCGUCACUCGACUCACGUACCAGGCAGUAUUCUCCAGACUCACAGAGAAGAAACUCGUACACUGGGAUCAGACGAAAUAUACAUUCAUCCAGUACUGGAGGGAAGACACGCACCAAGGACAAGUACAGGGUGGUGUACACAGACCAGCAGCGCCUGGAGCUAGAGAAGGAGUUCCAGUCCAGUAGAUACAUCACCAUCAGGAGGAAGACAGAACUUUCCCUGGGCCUCAGCCUCUCAGAGAGACAGGUGAAGAUCUGGUUCCAGAACAGGAGAGCCAAGGAGAGGAAGAUAACCAAGAAGAAGAUCCUGCUGUCCCAGCAGGCUUCCACGACCACUCCCACCCUGACCCCGCCCAGCCUGGCUUACCCCAGCAACGGUUCCAUAGCAACCAGCUGCAGCAGCUUGUUGUCAGAGACGAUAUCAACAACUAUCAAAGAGGAGUUCUGAGGAGUUCCUUUACCGUAGACAUACUGUACAACACUGGAAUAACCAUAUCAAACUGGUAUUCCCAUGACAAUCACUACAUAAGAUGUAAUUGACCUCAAUGAUGUGAUGAAAAUACUAUUACAUGCAUCUGUCACUACACACCUCUAGUAUAAUACUACGUUUUGUGUUUUGAUAUAGCCCAAAGUUAUCUGGGCUCCCGAGUGGCGCAGUGGUCUAAGACACUGCAUCUCAGCACAAGAGGUGCUAUUGCAAUACCUGGUUCAAAUCCAAGCUACAAAACAUCUGGCUGUGAUUGGGAGUCCCAUAGGGUGGUGCACAAUUGGCCCAGUGUUGUCUGGGGUAGGCUGUCAAUGUAAAUAAGAAUUUGUUACCAACUGACUUGCCUGCUUAAAUAUAAAACAUUUACAAAUCUGAGAGAAGCACAUGUUACACUAUGCAAAUGUAUAAAAACACUGUAACUGCUUUUGUGUUGAUACUGUAUUUUCUUAAUCCAAUUAAUUUGUAACUGCAAAAUAACAUGACUGUUAUGAAGCACAUGUUUUCUAUGUUUUUUUUCUAUAUUUUGUAUGAAAAGUAUGAUUGGUUUUGAGGAACUGUGAAGAUGUUAAAUUGAAGAGAUGUUGAGAGAAUGUGUAUUUACUGAAAUAUUAUGAAUAGGAAAUCAAUAAGGAUAGUGGAGCAUGAUUCCACUAGUCCUUUUGUUUGGGCAGUGAAAGUAUGUCAGGCCUUUUAUUGCUUGUAUGUGCGUGUUUGUCAAUAGAGCUCGCCAGCUUGUAGUCCUAAAAAACAGAAAUGAGUUACCUCUGGUUCGUUCAGCCAUUCCUAUGGGGGAAAGGAAUGGGGAAAGAAUUGGAUUUUGGGGAUAAACGCUGAAAAUAAGGUCUGAGAUCUUAAGCGUUGAGUUCUCUGAGAUAAUAUCAGCCAGGUAACAUGACCUUUAUGAUUUAUGAAGCCUUCAUGUGCUUUAUGUGCUGACGUUAGCUGAAGAAGAUUAUCUCCUAGAACAAAACGUAGAAGAUAUCCUAAGCCUGUGUUUACCACAGACCUUAUUUUCAGCGUUUAUACUAAAACCAUUCAAAAACUCCAUUCAUUUCCCCGUAAGCUUUGUCCAGCGAGCCAUGGCAGAGUUAGUGCCUUCAUAAAGACGCCAUUACUAUUGCUCUCUAGUGUUAACAGGCAGAUCUAAGGGUAUGGAGGGCAAAGUUCCAGUCGCUGAGCUUCCCAUCUCACAGUCCCAGACAUUGACCUUUGUAAUGUUGGUAUAUAACUGAUUUCAACAUGACUUAAUAAAACAGAGGAUUAUG
This is a messenger RNA of Salmo salar (Atlantic salmon), 2218 nucleotides long. Its product is annotated as homeobox protein CDX-1. Gene Ontology annotation, cellular component: nucleus. The record is from RefSeq and is a predicted model, not a curated record. Gene Ontology annotation, molecular function: DNA-binding transcription factor activity, RNA polymerase II-specific; RNA polymerase II transcription regulatory region sequence-specific DNA binding. Gene Ontology annotation, biological process: regulation of transcription by RNA polymerase II; animal organ morphogenesis; anterior/posterior axis specification. Lineage: Eukaryota; Metazoa; Chordata; Actinopteri; Salmoniformes; Salmonidae.